AUGUCCGAAGAAUUGCAAGACGAAGUCGAAGCCAUCAACUCCAUCUACGGCGACGGCAGCCUCAUUCCAUCAGAGGACGAUCCUUCAGUCUUCGUUCUCAAACUCCCUGGCGACGCAUCCUCGCUACGUCUCAAGUUUCCUUCGGAUUACCCCUCCAAACCCCCAACUAUCCUCGGCACGCACCACAGCUCGGGCGGCGUCAAGGGCGCUGGCGCUCGUGACUUGGCCAUCUUUCGUGAUGCAGUGAGUGAAGUCUUUCAGGAGGGCUUGGUAUGUCUGUUCGACGCAGUGGAGGAGUUUAAUCGUCGUGCGGAGGAGCAAAAUCCUGAGCCGGAAGAAACUCAGCCGCAGACUGUUUCUCCUCUUGAGGAAGAAUACGAGGAAGAACCAGACUUUCCACCGCCAGAAUGGAUUCUCUCCGACCUUGUCACAGAGUCAAAGUCAACAUUCUUAGCACACGUCGCGCGCGUGACAUCGCCCGAGCAGGCCCGGUACUACGUCCAGCUCCUCCUGGCAUCAGACAAGCGCAUCCGGGGCGCCACGCAUAACAUGACAGCGUGGCGGAUCCGGGGUCCCGGGGCGGCGAGUUUCCAGGACUGCGACGACGACGGUGAGGCUGCUGCGGGGGGCAGGAUGCUGCAUCUGAUGCAGGUCAUGGACGUGUGGGAUGCCAUGGUGGUGGUGACGAGGUGGUACGGCGGUGUUCAGCUGGGGCCUAGAAGGUUCGCGCUCAUCAACGCCGUGGCAAGGGAUGGGUUUGUCAAGGCCGGGCUGGUGAAGGAGGAGAAGCAAGAGAAGAAGAAAGGAAAGUGA
Fusarium sp. VM40 is the source of this 813-nucleotide messenger RNA. NCBI's taxonomy places the organism in Eukaryota, Fungi, Ascomycota, Sordariomycetes, Hypocreales, Nectriaceae. The record is from the annotation of a GenBank genome assembly.